This is a messenger RNA of Alosa alosa (allis shad), 1580 nucleotides long. It is a transcript of the gene dhrs7b, whose product is annotated as dehydrogenase/reductase (SDR family) member 7B. NCBI's taxonomy places the organism in Eukaryota, Metazoa, Chordata, Actinopteri, Clupeiformes, Clupeidae. The record is from RefSeq and is a predicted model, not a curated record. Gene Ontology annotation, molecular function: oxidoreductase activity. Gene Ontology annotation, cellular component: membrane. The coding region runs from base 145 to 1074 and encodes 309 amino acids. The transcript is spliced from 7 exons.
GUGAAUUGGUGUCGUCGACGUUGCUGUUGUUCCGGGUAGGCGUGCGCGAGUGUGGAACUUCCGGUAGGAAGAGAGACCGAUGUAAAACCCAAGCGUGACAUAUUUUGAGGUUUGCAGGUCCAGUGUGUUCACCUGAGUAGGCAUAUGGAGCGUGUUACCAGUGGGCUGGGGCCCUUGGUUCUGGGUAGUGUGGGGCUGAUGGUGAUGUACUAUGUGAUGCAGAGACUCCGUGUCAAAAACAGAGUUCAGGAUAGUGUGGUUGUCAUCACUGGAGCAAGUUCUGGACUAGGCAAAGAGUGUGCACGGAUCUUCCAUGCGGCUGGGGCACGUCUUAUUUUGUGUGGGAGGAACCCAGCGAGACUUCACGAGCUUGCUGAAGAACUUGGAGAGACAACAGAUGGCAAAAGACAGACAUAUGCUCCCCGCAUUGUCACCUUUGACCUCUCCAACAUGGAGAGAGUUGCUGUGGCAGGAGAGGAGAUUCUGAAGUGCUACGGUCACGUGGACGUCCUCAUCAACAAUGCUGGUAUCAGUUACCGUGGCAGCAUUGUAGACACCCAUGUCUCCGUUCAGCGGGAAGUCAUGGAGACCAAUUACUUUGGCCCAGUUGCUCUGACUCAGGCCAUUUUGCCCUCCAUGGUUCAGAGGUGCAGUGGACACAUUGUCACUAUCAGCAGCAUCCAGGGGAGGAUCGCCAUUCCUUACAGAUCUGCCUAUGCUGCGUCCAAACAUGCCACACAGGCAUACUUUGACUGCCUCAGAGCGGAGGUGGAGAGCUUCGGACUGCAGGUGACGGUGAUCAGCCCCGGAUACAUCAAAACAAACCUGUCAGUCAAUGCAGUGACUGGAGAUGGAUCGAAAUAUGGGGUAAUGGACAAAACAACUGCAACAGGACGUGAUCCAGUGGAUGUAGCCUAUAGUGUUCUGAUGGCUGUCAAUCAGAGACAGAAAGAUGUUCUGUUGGCUGGUCCACUGCCCUCUGUGGCUGUAUACAUCCGCACCCUCUGGCCCGCCCUCUUCUUCAAACUGAUGGCAUCCAGAGCUCGCAAAGAACAGAGGUUAAAAGAGGAGUGAAGGAGAAGACUAAAAUGAAAAGGAGACACAGGAACAGAUCCAGGUGACUAAGACUGGAGAUGGAAGAGAAGGGUUAGUAUUAAUGACGGAAGGAACUGGACAUCCUGUUUUGCUUUCCUGUGCUUUGUCUGAACAAACAAGUGUUUGGGUCUGUGAGUGUCAGUACAACUUGAAAACAUGAACCAAUGCAGCAAUAGCCCUCUGUGGGAGAACUUGAAGUCAAGUGCUUUUGCUUUUCUACUAUGAUUGGUAACUUAAUAAGAUGAAGUGCUGUUGAUUCCCUGUGAAAACAUUCAAGGUAGUGUAUGAACUUCAUAAGAAAGGUAUUGGAUGGAGUUCAGAAAAUGACGGAUUAGUGUACAAUUAUUCAUGUUAUCAAUGUUAGCAUGGGAAAAUACCCGCUGCUGUUUUGGUGUGUAAUUUUGGAAAAUGGCUUUGACUAACUAAUGUUUAUGUUGGAAACUCAAAACCUAACCCUUCUGUACAAAUAAACAGGGUUUUUGAAA